AUCCGGCUGGAAACGGGGCGGGCCUUGUUCUGGAGUCCUGGCACCCGUCUGCUCCGCGAGCGGCGAAAGGUGGAGAGAUUUUCAGCAUCACACACAUCCACUGUCUGACACACACUCACUCACACACACACAUACACACAGUCGAGUAACGGGACGCAUCCAGACGGAACAGGACUAUGGACCUGAGCCUGCGAGAUGCUCUGGGAGGUGGCGGUGGCGGCGGGGUCCCGGGUGGGGCUCCAGCUGAGGCCCUGCUGAAGAGAGACUUUGUGGCCACGUUGGAGAAGGAGAGCUACGAUGAUAAGGUGGGAGAGACGGUCUCCAAAAGCGACUACCGACCCCUACUGGACGGGAAGGACGCCAAGAGUGGUGCUGGGAUGAUGUCAUCCAUGAUGUCAUCAGGUGGACGCCAAGAGCCUCCGGGACAGCCAGCCUUCGGUUCGGACUACCUGUCUGGUCCUGUGAUGGGUGGGAUGACGGGUCAGUGGAAUCAGAACAAGAUGAAGGACACCAGUGUUCCUGACUCAUUCCUAGGCUUCUCCCAGUCUGGGAUGGGAGGGACCGGUCUGCCGCCCUUCCAGACCAGUAUGAGCUCCACCCUGGGCCAGUCUGGGAUAGGUUUGGCCAUGGACACCCAGAAGAGCUCAGGCCUGUUCGGUUCAGAUCCCAAACCCGCCGGUAACAUUAGCGGAGGGAGUCCGUUUAAGGCCAGUGAUCCGUUUUCCACCGGUGGACCGGGAAUCCAUGGUCUGGAUCACUCUACAGCUCCCAUCCUCUCUCCCAGUGGCUCAAUGGACGACAGCAGUCCCACGUCCUCCACCUCCGAACCUCUCAGCCCUGAAAGAGCUGGGCCGGGGGGUGAGGUUGGCAAGCAACAGCAGAGGCGGAGGAAGAAGAAGAGGAAGGGCCGUGACGAGGUCUACGACUUCUUGGAUAGACAGGAGAAUAACGUCGGCCAAUCAGACAAGAGUGGGCUGCAGGACAAGGGGGAGCAGGAGGAAGAGGAGGACGAGGACGAGGAGGAGAACUGGGAGUGGGAGAUUAGAGAGAGUGGAGGAGGGGGGAGAGUGAGAGGCAGGAAGACUAAGAGUCGGGCCAGACUCCCAGAGGAGUGGGGAGCCCCCCAGCAGCUGGUGUCCACAGCUGCCGACUCUGGUCUUCCUGAAUCCAAAGCUCUUAAGUCCAGCCCCAGCCCUGUUCCACCCACCUCCCCUUCACAAAUACCCACCAGUUUCACCAACCACUCCCACGCUAGCCUUGCCACAGAUUCAUCUCCGCGCUCCUAUGAGCCCAUGUGUGUAGACGAUUUCCCCGUUUCCACUAAGAACGGGCAAAAACAACAAGAAGAGAAAGUUCCACCCAUCAAACCUGAGACUACCAUUAGCUCAGCAGCUGCGAGCAGAGGUGCAGAUGUCAGCGCUAGUUUAGCUUUAAUGACAGGAGACAACCUGAGCCCAGUUUCCCAGACCUUUUCCUUUCUGGACUCAGUGCUCCAGACCCCUCCAGGCUCUGCACCCGACUCACAGACCACCACCCCUGUCACCAACACCCCCUCCCUUGCCACCGCCCCUGUCGCGAAGCCGACUCUGGCAGAAGCGUCCGUUCCACAGCCCACUCUGUUCACCCCCGCUUCCACCAGCCCCUCACCUUUUACCGCGAAACACGACACACCCUCUCCCUCAACUACUGUGGGGUCAGGCCUCAACAUCGAUGCAAAGCCCUUCGUCCCUGCAGCUGCGCUCAUGCCCACCACUGCCACCACCGCCGCCGCCUCCCCCAGUUCCAUCCCUACCCCUGCCGUUAGUGCGGCGCUCUGCACCGGACCCACCGCCACCGCAUCCCCCUCGCCCCUCACUUCCUCAGCCCCUGCCCCUACCAGCAUAGCCUCAUCCUUUAGCCCAGCCACAGCCACUGCCCCUCCCUCCGUCACCCCUGCAGCCCCUCCCUCUCACCCUGCACACUCAGAGCACCAGGAGUCCUCGUCGCCACUGCUCCCCCCACUGGAAGCAGUGAAAAGUGACAACAAGGAUAAACAAGAGAAGACAGACAUCAUGUCCAAGAUGGACACUUCUGACAAGAAAGUGGAGCAGCAGAAGAAAGACACUGCCCCCGACAAGAACCAGCAAUCUGAGAAAAUCCUGAAAGACGAGGAGAAGACGGAGAAGCUGAAUGCUGAGAAAAACAACGAGAAGGCGGAGAAGGUGGACAAACCGGAGAAGACCAACAAAGAUGAGAAGAAGGAAGAAGAGAAGAAGGCGGUGGAGAAGAAGGAGGAGAAAGGAGGGAAAGAUCCGGCCAAGUCUCCGACCGGCAACGGAGGCAAAACUCUGCAAGACAACAAGAGCAAGCCUGAUGCGGGUUCAGCCAAACCAAACUCCCGCCCAUCCACCCUCUCCACCAAUGGCGAGGCCAACUCGGCCAAACGCCCCUCCCCCACCACUGCAUCAGCAAAUAAAAAAAGCCCUGUACCCAAGGCGACCACGCCCACCACCACUAAGCGGCCGCCAACAGCAACUGGUACGGCUAAGGCUGCCAAGACUCCAGAGAAUGAGAAACGCCCACCUGUUCCAAAGGCCACACCCACUCCCAGAGCAAACACCACUAAGAACGGAUCGACUCCUGCAAACAAACCUGCAGCUAACAAGAACGACAAGACUGAGAACAAGACGGGCGAAGCCAAGAAGCCCAAGUCUACAGCCCGCCCCCGUCCGGCCUCCACCGCCGCCCCCACUCCACCUGCUACUACUAACGGUGAAGCCGGCUCCACCCACCGCCGCCGGGUCAUCACCAAACCCCCCGUUCCCAAACAAACCCCAAUGGAGAAGAAGCCGGCGGUGCCCCGUGCCCCCCGAACCCCCCGGCCAAUCAACGCCCCCACACCGGACCUGAAGAACGUCCGCUCUAAGAUCGGCUCCAUCGACAAUAUCAAGUACCAGCCCGGCGGAGGGAAGGUCUCCUCCACCCCGAACAACAAGACAUCCGACCCCUCCACCCCUACCGCCAAGGCCAGAGUUCAGAUAGUGCACAAAAAGCUGGACUUCAGCCAUGUCACGUCUCGCUGUGGCUCCAAGGACAAUAUCAAAUAUGUCCCUGGAGGUGGCAAUGUGCAGAUCCUGAAUAAGAAGGUCGACGUGAGUAAGGUUACCUCCAAAUGCGGCUCCAAGGACAACAUUAAACACAAGCCAGGUGGUGGAGAUGUGAAGAUCGAGUCCCAUAAGGUAAAUGUCAAGGCUAAGUCUAAGAUCGGAUCCAUGGACAAUAUGGCGCCUGGCAACGGACAGACCAACGGACACAAGGAGGAAAAGGCAGAGGAGAAGAUGCCCUCACCCCCAAGUGGCACAACAGGGCCAGCUGUUGCUAAGGCAACAGCACCAGGAAGUGUUGCUAAGGAGAACGGGUGAAG
This is a messenger RNA of Sphaeramia orbicularis (orbiculate cardinalfish), 3403 nucleotides long. Its product is annotated as microtubule-associated protein 4-like. Gene Ontology annotation, cellular component: neuron projection. The record is from RefSeq and is a predicted model, not a curated record. Gene Ontology annotation, molecular function: microtubule binding. The coding region runs from base 177 to 3401 and encodes 1074 amino acids. Gene Ontology annotation, biological process: microtubule cytoskeleton organization; neuron projection development. NCBI's taxonomy places the organism in Eukaryota, Metazoa, Chordata, Actinopteri, Kurtiformes, Apogonidae. The transcript is spliced from 16 exons.